GAAAAUGAUGGACUUAAUUCGUAUAAUUUUACGUCAAACAAAAAACGUCGUCUUCAAAUUCUUCAAGAUUCAUCAAAUAAUCCAAUUCACCAGCACAAUAUCUAUCGACAAGCUGCGAAUAGAAAUCUUGAAGAUUAUCGUUCCAAAAUGGAGCAUCAAAUGCGUACCAAAUACAACAUUCAUGAGCAUAGUUAUAAAGUUGGUGAUCUUGUUAAAGUACAAAUUGCUAAGAACGACCGUGGACCUGGUGAUCAUUGUGCACUACUAUGUAAAGUGUUUUCUGUACUUUCCAACGAUGUAUAUUGCCUUGUAUGCCGAUUUGGUGUUCUUGAAAGUACAUUUCCAGCCAGUAAAGUUUUACCCCUCGGACCAAGAGAAUUUUCAGAGCUUGAUGAUCCUCCAACCAAUACGACUAAAGGUGAAUGUUUUAUGUGGGAGUGGGUGCCAUCCAAAAAGUUUGAAAUGCAAGCACAAGGCUUGAAAACUGAAGG
This is a messenger RNA of Cetraspora pellucida, 491 nucleotides long. The record is from the annotation of a GenBank genome assembly. NCBI's taxonomy places the organism in Eukaryota, Fungi, Glomeromycota, Glomeromycetes, Diversisporales, Gigasporaceae.